GAGGCGGAGGCGGAGCAGAUUGCCCGGGGCGGGGCGUAGCCUUCCGAAAUGUCCUGCUUAUCUCCUCUUGGGAAGAGUUCGUUUUAAGAGAGAUCCUGGGGUUCCUAGGUAAGAUAGGACAUAUGUCCCGAUUAGGUAUAAUAGUGCCCUCCGCACCCCUCGAGAGGUCACUCAGUGCCAAACGGCGGAUGGUCUAGUCCAGCGGAGACACUCGUUGCCGGCCUGGGCGGAAUCACCACGGGAGUGAAGGGCAGACAGCGCACGCAUGCGCAGAGGCGCAGCAUAGGGGCGGGAGCCGCUGAGCCCCUUCCCAAUGUAUGAGAAGAUCAUUGCUAGGAAGAACUCUGGGUAUAAUGAUGAACACAAUGUAUGUGAUGAUGGCUCAGAUCUUAAGAUCUCAUCUGAUAAAUGCUUCACUGAUUCCUAAUCAAAUGAAAAUGGGUUCAUAUCUUGGUGUCAUUAGAAUUAGAAUGAUGUCAACUCAUAAAUCCAAAAAGAAGAUGAGAGAGUAUUAUAGGCUGCUGAAUCUGGAUGAAGGAUGCUCUGCAGAUGAUGUCAGGGAAUCUUUUCGUAAGCUUGCCAAGCGAUACCAUCCAGACGGUGGGUCUAGGACUGCUGAUUCUGCAACAUUUAUAAGGAUUGAAGAAGCUUAUAGGAAGGUGCUUUCCCACGUGAUAGAACAAACAAAUGCCAGACAGAGUAAAGUUGAAGAAGCAGAAGAAGAAGAAGAAGAAAAAUUCAAAUAUAAAACACCCCAACACCGGCAUUAUUUAAGUUUUGAAGGUAUUGGUUUUGGGACUCCAAGUCAACGAGAGAAGCAGUAUAGGCAAUUUAGAGCAGACCGUGCAACUGAGCAAGUGAUGGAAUACCAAAAGCAGAAGCUACAAAGCCAGUAUUUCACUGACAGUAUAACUGUUAAAGAUGUAAGACACAGUAGAGAACAAAAGAUAACUCAAGCAAUAGAGCGUUUAGUGGAGGAUCUCAUUCAGGAAUCAAUGGCAAAAGGAGACUUUGACAAUCUCAGUGGGAAAGGAAAACCUCUAAAAAAAUUUUCUGGCUGUUCAUAUAUUGAUCCCAUGACUCACAACCUGAAUAGAAUAUUGAUAGAUAAUGGAUAUCAACCAGAGUGGAUCCUAAUGCAAAAGGAAAUAAAGGAUACUAUUGAUCAACUCAGAGAGGCAAUUUUAGUGUCGAGGAAAAAACUUGGGAAUCCAAUGACACCAAUUGAACAGAAACAGUGGAACCAAGUUUGUGAGCAGUUUCAAGAAAACAUCAGAAAACUAAACAAGCGAAUUAAUGAUUUUAAUUUAAUUGUUCCUCUCCUGACCAGGCAAAAAGUUCAUUUCGAUGCUCAGAAAGAAAUUGCCAGAGCCCAGGAAAUAUAUGAGACCCUUAUGAAAACAAAAGAAGUCACAGAUAAAAACCUGAAUAACGUUGUUCAGGGAGAAGGGGAGAAAACACCUGGAGUUAAGACAGGUUUUUUUAACUGGAUAAAUGUGUGGAAACUUAUUAAAAUAUGACCGUGUCAGUGUUCAAAGUACUGCCCCAAAUCAUUUUCCAUAGUAUUGACAUUACAUAGAGGCUGAGAUUUAUUUCUGUAACACAAGAGUUUGAGAACUGUGUGUCUCUGUACUUUUCACAAAACUAAUCAGAUCGCCAAUUGAUGAACGAGAAAGCUUUAAGAAACUGAGUUAGAAAAAUGUUCAACCAGCUUUGCUCUGAGAAUAUGGCAAGACAAGAGAAUUACUUUUAAAGAAACAAUUUAACCCAUUUCAGAAUUUAAAUAUCAGUCAUCAGGUGAAAGGAGUUAGGUCAGGGACGCAGGCUGGAGAUCGUAAAGGGUAUUCCAAAGUCUUAGUGCAGUUUUAAGCUCUAAUAACUUAAAAAUAGUUUCUGUUUGCCAUCUUCAAACAAGGUACUUCAACAACAACAACAAAUGUAUUAUAAGAAGUCCCAAAGCAUGGAAUGUAGGCAAGUAAACCUCCACAUGAUGUAUGUUUGUUUGCAAGUUUGUUGAAUUUGUACACCUGAGGUUAUUAAAGCUCAAAACUUUUAAA
Messenger RNA from Vicugna pacos (alpaca), 2057 nucleotides. RefSeq names its product DnaJ heat shock protein family (Hsp40) member C28 (gene DNAJC28). The record is from RefSeq and is a predicted model, not a curated record. NCBI's taxonomy places the organism in Eukaryota, Metazoa, Chordata, Mammalia, Artiodactyla, Camelidae.